Molecule: messenger RNA, 2798 nt
Organism: Zootoca vivipara (common lizard)
Lineage: Eukaryota; Metazoa; Chordata; Lepidosauria; Squamata; Lacertidae
Product: interferon-inducible GTPase 5-like
Cellular component (GO): membrane
Molecular function (GO): GTP binding
Source: RefSeq, a predicted model, not a curated record
CAUGAGAUGCAAGCGCCCACGCUAUGAAGAAAUCAUGGUGGAACAUUGUGUAUUUCACAGGAUUUACGUCCUGAUUAAUUGCAAUAAAACCUCAAAGCAGUUGAGACGGGCGAUAGAACCCUUCCUGCUUCUUUGCGGGCUCUAAAAGAUUUCGUGCCUCCCUGAAAUUUCUACCGUCCUUUCCAAAGACUCCAAUCUACACUGCAGUACGUACGUAGUAGGAGACUCUGGACUCUGGGAAGUCACAGAAUCAUAGAAUUGUAGAGUUGGAAAGGACCUCAAGGGUCAUCUAGUUCAACCCCUUGAAAUCAGUGCCAUGUGGGGCUUAAGUGCAGAAAACUCGGGAGCUGCUGAGACUGGCACAGAGACUGACACAGAGGCAACUACCGCAGAGGUAAAGGAUUAAUCAUCUCUGAUGCUUCAAGUUUCACGAGUGAUCCUUUGGGACCUUCCCAUGAAAGGGCAGCGUCCCCGCUGUCAACCAGGCUGCUUGGAGCUCCCUCUAGCGGGGAAUGAGGCUCUCGCUCUUCGUUGCACUCUUAUACUGUAUCUCUCUUCGCGCGUACUUUCGCUUUCUUCUUUGCUUUUUGUAGUGCGACGACCGGGAGGGAGAGGGAAUAAAAGCGAGAGAGAGAGAGAGUUGGACGAAGAAAAGGGUCAGAGACCAGCAAGCAAAGCCUCGGAAGAGGGAAACUGAGCUUUCCAGCAUAAAAAUCGGACAGGCAGCAGGAAAGGAGUACACCGAGAUCCACAAUGAUGGAAGACUUUGAGGUAGCCGUUUCUCAGGGCCAAUUGGCAGAUGCUGUGUCGCACGUGCUGGCAAAACCACUGCACUUUUUCAACAGCACUCCACUCAACGUUGCCGUAGUAGGAGAGCCCGGCUCCGGGAAGUCUUCCUUCAUCAAUGCCAUGUUGGGUCUUCAUGCUGAUGACCCGCGUGCCGCUGCAACCGGCAUACAGAUGACAACAUUGCAAGUCAAGGAUUACCCACACCCGACACUUCCACAAGUGAUCCUUUGGGACCACCCCGGAAAGGGAACGCCAACUUUUGGGAAGGACAAAUUUGAGAAGAAGGUUGAUUUAAAUCACUUUGAUUUCUUCGUUAUCGUCGGCUCCCAGCGCUUCCGUGCCACCCAUUCUGACCUGGUCCAUGAGAUCCAAGAUAUGGCCAAGAAUUUCUACUUUGUGCGCACCAAAGCAGACCUGGACCUGUCGGCCGCCAAGAGGCAACAGCCAUCCGACUACAAUGAAGAGAAGGUCCUCUUGCACAUCCAGGAGGACUGCAAAGAGUGCUUGGUAAGAGAAGGAGUGAGGGACCCACAAGUCUUCAUCGUCUCCAACUGGGAAGCCGACCGCUUUGAUUUCCCCCUCCUGCAGGAAAUGCUGAAGAACGAUCUCUUGCGACUGAAGAGGCAAGCCUUUCUGCACCGCUUCCCUAGCAUCUGUCUGCCUAUCUUAGAGAAAAAGAAAGCCUCUGUGAAGGAGAAGAUUUGGACCAACAGGCUUUGUUUGUUGGUCGCUCUUGGAAGCCCAGUUCCUUUCCUUCUUCCCAUAUUUCUGUUUAGUAAGUUCCGCUCCUGGUGCUUUCUAGACUUUGGCCUGAACGAUCGAUCCCUUGCAGCUCUGGCCCAGCGUGUUGGAAAGACAAGCACAGCCCUUAAAGCAGCAAUGCAGUCCCUGGGAAUGUUCUCUGCCAUUUUAUGGGUGCUGCCAGACUUGGUGGGACUCUCAGUGAUGGCUUAUGAAUAUCACCGCUGGGAGCAUUUCCCCAUCUUUGGCUGCCUUCUGUCCGGAGGGGUUUCACUUCUUCGCACCUACUUCAUGCUGCAGAAAUGCAUAUCGGGUGCUGCGGAUGACACCCAGAGUGUUCUGUCCAAAGCUCUUGAGGCAGAAGGGAAAAAGUCAAUUUAGCAGCAAACAGCUGCACAGAUGUGUCUGCAGGGAUAGCAGUUUGCGCAAGCUUCUGUGGACUCUCAAGUCAUGUCUUGCAAACCUAGAAUAUUAUGACUAAGUGCUUGAUAGAGCAUCUGGAGAAUUAUACAGGUUUCCAUUUUUAAAACAACCACACCAAAAGACAUUUUAAAAAAUAAUGAUCAGAUGAUCAGGUUUUUUAUUUUAAAAAUUCAAUAAAUAUUAGGCUUCUCAAAAAAAUUUUUUUAAAAAAAACCCUAAGUGAAAUAAUCCGAAUGCCAGCAUAAUACCCCUUCAGUUCCUUUUUAAAAAUUAGUAUCUCUACGUACAGUAAUGUAUAAGAAUUAAGACCAAUACCAAAAGGAGACUUUGGGACAAAUGGACUUUUUACUAGUCAUAAUUCUUUCAGUCCACUAAUGAAUUGUUCUGUAUCUGAUGUCAGAUUAGAAAAAACUAGCGACGUAUUUGAACCUGCUUGCAAGGAUGGUCUCAAAUUAUUAUUUAUGCAGGCUGCAGCAUUCACCGUGUGUGUGUGUGUGUGUGUGUGUGUGUGUGUGUGUGUGUGUGUGUUGCCUUUGCUUUUUUCUUUAAGAACAAGAGUUAGCUCUAUAUCACAAGUACCAUGCAACAUCUAUUUCAGAAUUUUCUUUCCCUCAUACACACUCAAACUGAAGGAGGGCAUCCAGCUAGACAGGAGCCUCCACAUUUGUUAAAUAGAAAGUUGAGGAAAUUUUAAUCUGUUUUAGUAUUUUAACUCUUGCAUAUCUUAAAGCACGGCUGUAAUUGUUUCCUGGUUUUAUUGUUUUAUCUCUUUGCAAACCACUUUGAGGUUUUAUUAGAAUUGAGUGGUGUACAAUAUAAGGUUUCAUGAAAUAAACUAAUUGGUU